Messenger RNA from Syngnathus typhle (broad-nosed pipefish), 1638 nucleotides. It is a transcript of the gene elac1, whose product is annotated as elaC ribonuclease Z 1. The record is from RefSeq and is a predicted model, not a curated record. The transcript has 5 exons. Gene Ontology annotation, molecular function: 3'-tRNA processing endoribonuclease activity. Bases 152 to 1264 code for a protein of 370 amino acids. Gene Ontology annotation, cellular component: nucleus. NCBI's taxonomy places the organism in Eukaryota, Metazoa, Chordata, Actinopteri, Syngnathiformes, Syngnathidae.
UGAGCUAUCCUAAGGUUACGAACGGACGCUCCACCAAAGCCUGUCGUCAUCUUUAGGCGACGAGUGUCGGCGCCGAACAAGGAAGUAAAUAAAGCUAUGCAUUUCAGGCGCCUUAAAUAAAACAAACGAAAAAGACGCGAAUUGAGCUGUUAUGACCAUGGACGUGACUUUCCUGGGGACGGGCUCGGCUUACCCGUCCCCUCACCGUGGCGCAUCGGCUCUGGUGCUGCGGAGCGAGGGCGACUGUUGGUUGUUUGAUUGCGGAGAAGGGACGCAAACUCAGCUGAUGAAGAGCCAGAUACGAGCCGGUCGCAUCAGCAAGGUUUUUAUCUCUCAUCUUCACGGAGACCAUCUGUUCGGUCUUCCAGGCCUCCUCUGCACCAUCAACUUGACCUCCGACCCCCAGCCAGGUGUCAAAUGCGUGGAUGUAUUUGGACCCCGCGGACUCCGUCACUUCCUGCGGGUGACGCUGGGCCUGACGGGCUCGCAGCUACUCUUCCCUUACGCCGUUCAUGAGCUGGAGCCCACACAAGACCAAAGUCCAGAGGAGGGUCAGCUCAGUCUUGAGCUGACAGCAGAGCGCAGCCCUCCCCUCCCUCAGGAGCGUCCCGGUAGAAACAUCUCAUUGGACGUCUCGUCCGAAACUUACUUCCUGUUUGAAGAUGACAAGUUUGUGGUGAAAGCCUUCAGGUUGUUCCACCGUGUUCCCUCUUUCGGAUUCUGCGUGCAAGAACGCGACCGUCCCGGAAGACUCAAAACGGAACGACUCCAACAACUUGGCCUGAAGCCAGGUCCUCUGUACGGGCGCCUCAAAGCGGGUCACCAGGUUCAACUGGAAAACGGGCGAGUGAUUUUACCUGACGAAGUUCUAGAAGAGGACAUCCCCGGGAGGAAGGUGUGCAUCCUGGGAGACUGCAGCUCGGUGCCGGGCGGCGGUCUUGCUGUCUGCCGGGGAGCCGACCUCCUGGUUCACGAGGCCACACUGGGGGAGGCGCAUGGCGACAAGGCGGUGGAGCACGGGCACAGCACGCCCGGCAUGGCAGCGGCGGUGACGCGGGCCUGCGGGGCUCGGAGGCUUGCCUUGUAUCAUUUCAGCCAGAGGUACAAACCUGAGAAACUUUGCCAAGACGGAGACGAUGACGUCUCGGAGCUUCGACGUCAGGCUGAAGACGUUCUCCAAGGUGAUGACGUGGAGGUCAUUUUGGCCGAGGACUUUCUCACCAUUGACAUUCCUCUUCGCAGAACUAAAUCAUCUACAUUAUAAUGAGAACAGGUUGCUUCAUGUGGAAGUCUUCUUCAAGGUGGAAGCACAUGAUGGGAAAAACGUAAGGCCAGCAUUAUCAGUUAAGGUUCUCUGGCUUUUAAAAAAUAUAUAUUUAAAAAAUGAACACGCUCAAACGUUGCAUCCUUACUUUUCAUUUUUUUCAAGUACGGGAACUGAAAAUAUCAAUAGUCCUCUUUUUCCAGAGCUUUUAUUUCUGGAUCUGUAUGUACACAAGGUAUUAAAGUACAACAGAAAAUACAAAAAACGUUUAACAAAAUGAGUGAGAAGAGAGCGCAAACAUCGACAACAGAAAGAAAAACCUGAAUGUCUAUGUACAAUUCUUAGAAACAAUAAAGAUAACUUCUGUUCUGGAA